Messenger RNA from Marmota monax (woodchuck), 4253 nucleotides. It is a transcript of the gene Fam187a, whose product is annotated as family with sequence similarity 187 member A. The record is from RefSeq and is a predicted model, not a curated record. The transcript has a single exon. NCBI's taxonomy places the organism in Eukaryota, Metazoa, Chordata, Mammalia, Rodentia, Sciuridae. Bases 454 to 1698 code for a protein of 414 amino acids.
CCAAGCCAUUAACUUAGGUCCAAUGUCCUGGAUGGCCAGGUGUAUUGGAGGGAAGGCUUCCAGACUGAUGGAAGGGAAGAUAUUUUAUAUGGGGCAGGUCGGGCAGGGCCUAGAUCAGCGAAGGACAAAGGCCUUAUGGCUCCAUCUGGUUUUCCUUGACCCAUUCUUGGAGCAGGGGAGUGCCAGUGUUCUAGAAAGGUGAGUGAAGGCCAAGUUCUAGAAUGAUUUUCCCUAGAGAUCAGGCCUGGAACAUUCCAAGGACAUCUAGUACAUCAGUUGGAAAUAAAUUGCCUUGCAUUUGGCUGCUUCCUGUGAAGACUGUUGCUUAUUUUCCUGGCUGCUUAGUUCUUUCCUCAUAUAGAGGCCUCUUCUUGGCAGUGAUUUCUAGAAACCCCAUAGGUGUUCAGUGCCUUGUUUUUUUUCCCUGUCCCUCUGUCCCUCCCUCCUGUAGAUAUGAGCCUGGCCCACACCACUGUGCUUCUCUGUGCCUGGGGCAGUCUCCAGGCCUUUGAAAUAGUGGAGAAGGAGAACAUUUUUCUGAAGACCCCCUGCCCUGCUUUCCUUAUGUUUGACAAUGCUGCCUACUUGGCUGAUAUGAGCUUUGAGCUUCCCUGUCACUGCAAGCCUGAGGAGGUGCCGGCUGUAGUCUGGUACUAUCAAAAGCAUGUGGGUAGCAGCCACACCAAAGUGCUGACAGACUUUGAUGGGCGUGUGCUGACUGAGGCGGCCCAGGUGCGUGUGGGCAGUGACAUGCUAGUCCGUUUCAGCAUCCGCAUGUUUAGCCUGUUGGUUUUCCGGGCCCAGCCUGAGGACUCAGGUCUGUACUUCUGUGGCACCCGCAAAGGGGAAUACUUUUAUGCCUACGAUGUGGACAUCCAGAGCAAUGAGGGAAUGGUGGCGACCUUCAAGGACAUGGGCCAGAAGCCCUUUGCUGAUGAGUACUAUGGGAACCUCCAUGUCUUCACCACCUUCUGGGAGUGGACCCCUUGUGACCGCUGUGGGGUGCGUGGGGAGCAAUGGCGCAUUGGCCUGUGCUACCUGCAGAGCCCUGACCUCUCCCCACGGUACCGGAGGACACAGUCUGAUGUGGUGUCCUGUGGUUCACAGGCUGUGCCUAGGAGACUGCGCACCACAGUCAGGGACCACAUGCCUGAGUUGCUGGUUCAGAGCUGCCUGGUGCCCUGUGAAAAGAAGAACCGGUUCCGGGAGAGCGUGCUGGCUAUAUACAACUACGUGUCCAAAGUGGGUAGCAAGCCUUGGGUGCCCAAAGUGCCCAUUCAGUUUCACCAGCAGAGACUGGGCCAUGGACUCAUCAUCUCCUGUCCUGGGGCCCGGCCAGAGCAUGCUGUGGCUUGGGACAAGGACCACCAGCACCUCUACCGCACACAAUACCUAAAAGGUGUCAACAGAUCCAUGAGAGUAUUCAUUGACCAUGGCAACCAGCUCCACAUUCGCUUCACUCAGCUAAGUGACCGGGGCAUUUACUAUUGUUGGCGGCAAGGGGUGCAGAUUGCUGGGUUUCGACUCAGUGUGACAUCCCGAGGGCACUACCCAGCCUCACUGUCUGACCCUGAGACUCGUGCUGCUGUGGAGCUCACCCUGAUAAGCUAUCUUCUCAUCACAGCAAUUUUUGUCACCGUUCACCUCUGUCGUUGCUGCUGUUACUCAUUUCGCUUUCGUCCCAUGUUCUCACCCUAGGCUCUCUCUUCCCAAGCUCUGAAGACCAGUUGUGCUUCAAUGUGUUUGUUAAAUGAUACCAGAUGCCUCUGGGUAGGCGUCCUGGGCUGGGACAUGUGGCAAGAAGAUGCAGACAAAUCUAUUAGUUACAAUCUGCUUCCCAAUUUCAUGAACAGGUAUGGGGCCUGAUCUGGGAAGUGGGGAAACCUAAAGCAGGUGAUAGCUUGGGGACUGAGGAGAAGGGAAGUAGGCAGGGGCAUAUGUUUUCUGACUUCACACUUAGGACAGAGGAGGAAGUGAACUAAUACCCACCAAAUCACCUGUUGCUGUUGGAUCGCAUUUGAGGUGCCCUUGAGGAUUGCUGACGGGGCACUGGUUGAGCUGUGGGUGGCACAGGAGGAAGGAAGAAAAAAGUGAAGGGAGCUAGCAUAUGUCUUCCUUGGCUUUCUCCCCAGCAUCAUUCUGGGAAUGGCAGGUAGGAAUAGCAGGUGUGGGAGUAAAGAUGAAGACUAGGAUGGGGAAUGGUGAAGGGAGCAGAGAUCAAAUUCUGGGCUUUCUGCACUCAGGCUGGGGAUGAGAAGAUGGAGUGGGGAGCAGAGGCCAGGGUACCAUGCCUACUGUGGCAGAACAGGUCAGAAAUGGGAUUUGGUAUGUGGCUACUGCCAUAGGGACUUGGACUCCCAAGACAAUAAGAGAUAAAGAGUAAGUUGAGUCUUGUCCAGUGCUACAUCUUGACCCCGGCUUCCCCAUCCCUGCCAUGAAGAGAUGAGAGUACACUCUGGGGAAGGCCAUGGUAUGCAUCUUUAUUUCUCCUCAGUGAGUAAAGAUGGUGGCACUUCCCUGAAGGUUAGCAGCAACAGCAGCAGCAGAUGGUAGCAAGGAGUGAAGAGAGGGCACCAAGUCUUGGGAAGAGGGAGGGAUCCCCUGAGGGACCCCAUCUUCCUUCUUGGCCUCAGAGGGGAGUAGGACCAUGGAGUGGGCCCUUCCAGCCCCAUUUCUGGGCACAAAUAUCUACCACCUGCCCACCAGCCUGCCCAGGGAGAGUAGAACAGGUGUUCUGGGGUGGAAGAGUGUGCCCAAGUGCCCCUGCUUCAGGCUUUGCUCUGCUCAUGCCUCAGUUUCCCAAACUAUAAAAUAGGGUGCUGCCUAAAAUACAGGUGGGGUACAUUCUAUACGCAGGUAAGAGGGGACACAAGGGGCCCUUAAUGUAGGGAGGAGCAGCAGCUAGUCAUUACAGGUGGAGAAGGUUAGGUGGAGGGUAGUGGCCUCACUGUGGUCAGGAGGCAGCAGUCACAGGGCUCUGAGGCCUGGGUGGUCAAAGAUUAUGCAGCACAUAAGAGGCCUUCAGAACUGAGACAGUGGUACUCUGCCCCCAUGGAAAGCAGCCCUCUCUCCCCUGUUUCAGCAUCUUCAAAAGGAUGAGUCAUUUUCUGGAUUCGCAUGACUCAGAGGCCAAGUGUAACUGUUACUCACAAUCCCCACUCUGAUGUCUGGCAUCAUCCCCACUGCCUCCUUACUACCAGUGUCCCUUCUACCCCAUAUGGGGGAGUCGUCCUGGGUUUGACCUCUCUGUAUCCACACCUAGGGGCCAGGAAGCCCCCCUCAUUGCCCUUCUAACACUCCUUCCCUCUCCACUUAACUGUAGAUUCCCCGAGAGCUGAGAACCAAGCUCUUACCUGCCUAUAGACUGGUUCCCUGGAUGGCAGCUCAAUGGGAUUAAGACAUUUGAAUUACCAUUCAGGAGGCCCCCUGGGACCUUUCUCUGUAGUCUAGGUAGCAGGACUUCUCCUACAUUGGUCAGGGUCAUUCUAGAAGAGCAAGCCUCUGCCCAGGGCUGCCUUGCCUGUGAGGACUUUCUCUUCCAGCAGCCUAAGAAAACUCAAAGCCCAGUUCCCAGAGACUCCAGAGACCUCCAGCUUUGGCAACAGUUGCCAUAACAACAGGGUGAUUUGUAGGUGCCCCCUGCCCUAUCCAACUUAUUCCUUCGCUCCCAAAUUUAACCCAAGCUGCUGGCCACACUUCUAGACUGCCCCUUUGGUGUGAGUGCCCUGUUAGUUGAAGUUGCUAGGUGCUGGGUGGGUGCCAUCUGGCAGGCCGAAUGCUGACUGAGCCUAGGGCAGCAGACUGGUGUAGAGAUGGAGGAGGGAGGGGAGCAGCAGUUAGGAAUCAGGUCUGGAGAAAUGAGCUAUCCAAGGAGAAGCAACUAUACUGCUCCCACUACAGGCCCCUCAUGCUGUGGGGCCACCUGGUGGCCCACCUCACAUCACAUCCUUGUGCUCCUGCUUGGACUCCUUAAUGACCUGCAGGGGACAGGGAAGGUGCACAGUGCAACAGUUUAGGAGCUCACUGACUCCAGGUCCCCCAUGCUAAGCUAUGUAACUUAUGUAAGGCAAGUACCCAACCAUCCUAGAACUUUCUUUUCUUAAGACCGCCUUUCAUUGUGCAGUGGUCGGAGUGGGUAGUAAAGGAGAACUUGUACAGUGCUUAGCACCAUGCCUGGCACACAGGGCUUAUGGUAUAAGAGUAGCCUUACUGCUGCUGCCACUCCAACUGGGAAUGCCAAGGGGGCAGCAUGC